CUCGGCCCCGGCCAGAGCCCCGGCCCCGGCCCCGGGGCCGGCCCCGCGGGACCCUGUGAGCCCGUGAGACUCCCCCGACCCCCGCCCGAGCAGCGCCGCGCGUAGCCGAGCCCAGCGGACCGAGAGACCGAUGGCUGAGCCGCGCACCGCGUCCCCGCGCCGCCCGCCCGCGCUGCGCCGGCCCCGGCUUCUGCCGCCUUUGCUGCCGCCGCUGCUGCCGCCGCUGCUGCUGCUACUGUUGCCGCUACCUGUGCCAAGCCUGGGUCUGGGCCAUUCUGCUGAGCUGGCAUUUUCCGUGGAGCCAAAUGAUGAUAUUGCAAACCUUGGACAGCCCAUCAUGCUGGGCUGCAAAGUAGAGGGCAGCCCUCCAGUGCAAGUCUCCUGGAGGAAGAAUGGAGCGGAGCUGCCUGAGGACACCCACACCACCCUACUGGCCAAUGGCUCCUUGCUGAUCCACCACCUCAGGCUGGAGCAGGGAGAGAGCCCGUCAGAUGAGGGCGACUAUGAAUGUGUGGCUCAGAACCGCUUUGGGCUGCUGGUCAGUCGGAAGGCUCGUAUCCAGGUUGCAACUAUGUCCGACUUCCACGUGCACCCCCAGGCGGUCAUGGGUGAGGAGGGUGGUGUGGCCCGCUUCCAGUGCCAAAUCCACGGGCUUCCCAAGCCUCUGAUCACAUGGGAGAAGAACAGAGUCCCCAUUGACACGGAUGAUGAGAGGUACACAUUACUGCCCAAGGGGGUCCUGCAAAUAACAGGACUUCGGGCUGAGGAUAGCGGUGUCUUCCAUUGUGUGGCCUCCAACAUGGCUAGUGUGCGGGUCAGCCACGGGGCCAGGCUCACCGUGUCAGGUUCGGGCUCUGGGACCUACAAGGAGCCCACCAUCCUUGUGGGGCCUGAGAACCUCACCCUGACAGUGCACCAGACUGCAGUGCUGGAGUGUGUCGCCACGGGCAACCCGCGCCCCAUUGUGUCCUGGAGCCGCCUGGAUGGCCGCCCUAUUGGGGUGGAAGGCAUCCAGGUGCUGGGCACGGGGAACCUCAUCAUCUCAGAUGUGACUGUCCAGCAUUCAGGUGUCUAUGUCUGUGCAGCCAACAGGCCUGGCACCCGCGUGAGGAGGACAGCCCAGGGUCGGCUGGUGGUACAAGCCCCAGCAGAGUUUGUCCAGCAUCCUCAGUCCAUCUCCAGGCCAGCUGGGACCACAGCCAUGUUCACCUGCCAAGCCCAGGGUGAACCACCGCCUCAUGUCACGUGGUUGAAGAAUGGACAAGUGCUGGGGGCAGGAGGCCACGUCAGGCUCAAGAACAAUAACAGCACAUUGAGCAUUUCUGGAGUCGGUCCUGAAGACGAAGCCAUCUACCAGUGUGUGGCUGAGAACAUUGCUGGCUCCUCACAAGCCAGCGCCAGGCUGACCGUGCUGUGGGCCGAGGGGUUGCCAGGCCCCCCACGCAAUGUCCGUGCUGUCUCUGUGUCCUCCACUGAGGUUCGAGUGUCCUGGAGUGAGCCUCUGACCCACACCAAGGAGAUCAUUGGCUAUGUCUUGCACAUCAGGAAGGCUGCUGACUCACCCAAGCUGGAGUACCAGGAAGCUGUCAGCAAGAGCACCUUUCAGCACCUGGUGAGAGACCUUGAGCCCUCCACAGCCUACAGCUUCUACAUCAAAGCCUACACACCACGGGGGGCCAGUUUAGCCUCCGUCCCCACCCUGGCCAGCACCCUGGGUGAAGCCCCUGUCCCACCCCCGUUAUCUGUGCGGUUGCUGGGCAGCUCCUCUCUACAACUGCUGUGGAAGCCCUGGCCACGGCUGGCCCAACACAAUGGGGGCUUCAAGCUGUUUUACCGCCCAGCCAGCGCAGCCUCCUUCACCGGCCCCAUCUUGCUCCCUGGGACUGUCUCCUCUUACAACCUCAGCCAGCUCGACCCCAGCACCGUGUACGAGGUGAAGCUCCUCGCCUACAAUCAGAAUGGAGACGGGAACGCCACGGUCCGAUUUGUGUCUUUGAAGGGAGCCUCUGAGAGGACAGCGUUGACUCCCCCAUGUGACUGCCGGAAGGAAGAGGUCACCAACCACACAUCUACUACAGGCAUUGUCAUUGGCAUCCACAUCGGAGUCACUUGCAUCAUCUUCUGUGUCCUCUUUCUUCUGUUUGGCCAAAGGGGCAGGGUCCUCCUAUGUAAGGAUGUGGAAAACCAGCUCUCCCCUCCCCAGGGUCCCCGGAGCCAGAGGGACCCUGGUAUCCUGACCCUGAAUGGAGUGAACCGAGGAGAAGGGGGCCAGCUAGGCCGAGAUGAAAAGCAUGUGGAUGCCAAGGAGUUGGAGCAGCUGUUCCCCACAACUGCGUCAGCCGGGCAGCCAGGCUCCAGGUCCACGGACCCCACAGCCCCUACUCCAUAUGAGGAGACCCAGCUCUCCAUGGUGCAGCUUCAAGACUUCAACCUUGCGGCAGGGAGGACAACAGAGACUAUGUCUUCCUGUGCAGGGCCUGGACCUGUCCCAGCAUCCCAGGAUGUAGGCCUUGGUCUCCUCAGUGACAGACAGACGGCCCAGCCUCUAGCAGUCCCAGCUCCCCAGUGAGCUUACUGGAGACAAUAGCCAGCGCUGGUGUGUUCCCGAGGGGUGGUACCCCAUUCUCAGGUCAAAGGCGAGGUUUUUCCUCUUCUGUGGGAUUUGGAUGUCCUAGGAGCUCGCCAAUGAAGGACUGGGUUCUCAAACCACAGGACCCAGUGGGUCCUACAGCAAGGCAUCUCCCUCCUCGAACUAAUGUCGCCCCCUCACCAACGCCUGCUGCCCACAGGACUCAGGAAACAAACCUUUUCCUUUAAAAAAAAAAUCAAAAUUUAAAAGUCAAAAAAGAAAGAGAAAGGAGAGAGAGAGAGAGAGAGAGAGAGAGAGAGAGAGAGAGAGAGAGAAAGAGAGAGAGAGAGGGAGGAAGUGAAUUAUACUCCAGAGCCAUGUCCCUGCUGUGGCUCGGCCCCUGAUGUGUCACCCUGCUCUGACCUUGUUUUCUCAGGAUGGAUUUUUAGCUGUUGUGACUCAGCACCUACCUCAGCCGGAAUGAAUGUCCUUGGGGGUAGCGGGGCAGUAGCCUCAGCCUCUACCCCACAGAGCCCGAAAGCACUCCUACCUCAAGCCCCGUAAUGGGGACCCCUCCCACCUAUAUUGUUGCCCAGAGUAAAAGAAAAAGGAGAAAAAAAAAGAAAAAAAGAAAGGGAAAAAAAAAAACCUAACCCCCAAAAGAACCACUGUCCCAACUCCAAGUGUGAAAGAAACUGUCUACCUCAAGGCUCACGGCCCUCAGUGUGGGCCUAUGCUGUCACUGGACCCUCCUUGGCCUCCUCCUUCCCUGGCCUGGCCUGGCCUACCUCUCCCCCGCCAGAGGAGGCUGUAGCUAGGUGACCAUGGGGCUUACCGAAAUGGAGAUGAAACUGGUCAGAGAGAAAAUGUGAAACAAGCCAAAAACAAGAGCAAAGCUGUUCCAUGAAGUAUAAAUUGUCCCAAACUUGUCCCAUCCCUGCACACCACCUGCACUCCAUCUCCUGUGUCUGUCCGUCCACCCUUGUUCCGACCUUCUAACAACCCACUGUUCACCUGGAGCCCUGUAGUCCUCCCUGCCUGGGCUUAGGGAAGGCGGGACAUAACCCGGAGAUCCAUCUCUCGGUCUGACCAGACACAGGGCAGUCCCUGGAAUGUACUGCAUGGUGUGGAAGUGGGUGUUCUCUCAUAUAGGCGCCCCAGCUUUCUGGGACCCAGGUAACCUGACCUACCCAGUCAGCAGGGGUGGCCAGGAAUUAUUUUUGUAUGAGGUGUGUUUACGUUUUAUUUCUCUUUUCUGUUGUAUUGUUCUUUGAACUACUUAGGUUAAAAAAGUUAGAAACAGAAAGAAAGGAAAAAAAACACAAAGACCUAUUUUUGGUUAUACUCAGAAACAUUUUUUUAAAUAGCAGAAAGAAAACUUUUUUUAAAGAAAAAAAAAAGGUUGUGUAUUCUUUAAAAAAAUGAGGUUAGAACAUAAAGACCCUGACCCCAAAUCCUCUAGGGACUCCCACCCCAAACUCUAGAGAAUUAGCUAAAACAGUAGAAUGUGUGGCGUUUUGUUAGAAACCUAGACUCUUGUCCAAGUGGACUUGGGAAGGGCAGUCCCUUCUCCCAAAUGGUAGGUGGACUCUAGGGCUCUUCCCACCUGAGCCAGUGUCAUCUGUCCCUGAGUUGCUUCUCUGUGGCGUCCCAUUUUCCUUUGGUCAGAGAGGCUACGGGAGACGGAUCUGGCAGCCUCUUCGGCCCAAUUGGGUUUGUCACAGUCUAUUCAUUUUAACUGAAUAAAAGUACUGUUGCCAAAGUGAA
Molecule: messenger RNA, 4336 nt
Organism: Rattus norvegicus (Norway rat)
Lineage: Eukaryota; Metazoa; Chordata; Mammalia; Rodentia; Muridae
Gene: Igdcc3
Product: immunoglobulin superfamily, DCC subclass, member 3
Exons: 14
Coding region: 131-2569 (812 amino acids)
Cellular component (GO): membrane
Source: RefSeq, marked validated